AUGAGAACGCAAAUUAUAACUCGUAUAUUUUCUGAAACAGGCAAGCAACUGAGCACAUCAAAUAACAGAUUUCAACCCAGGGUUGUCAAUCCAAAACAGAUGAUCAAGUUUUUGCACAGAGGGGGCAACUUUUCUCUGCAGUCGGAGGUUGCAGAUUAUAUACAAUCUUGCUUUAGUGUCAGUGAUGAUCCUGCCGCAUGGACUGUUACAAAUAAACAACGAAAACAUUUUGUGCAGCAUUCACCAAUUGAAACUACUAUUGAUAUUGAAUUCUCAUGGCUUUCAGAAUAUGAAGGCAGUGUUGAAUACCAAACAUCUAUGCUGGCAUAUUUAAACAGAACACGAAAGCUCGAAACGAUUGACUCACAAUUGAUGCAACAAUCUAUAUUGGAGGGAAGCUUUUGCUGUGAGCUACAAAAAGAUUCGGGAUACACUUCGUCAAUUGCAUCUGAUAUGUCUGAAUUGCCGUAA
Messenger RNA from Helobdella robusta, 471 nucleotides. RefSeq lists its product as hypothetical. Bases 1 to 471 code for a protein of 156 amino acids. The transcript has 4 exons. NCBI's taxonomy places the organism in Eukaryota, Metazoa, Annelida, Clitellata, Rhynchobdellida, Glossiphoniidae. The record is from RefSeq and is a predicted model, not a curated record.